AUGCCCUGCGCGCCAAAAAUUGGAGGUGUGUACCGCUUGUGGGUUAACGACGAAUUUGAAGAGAUUCUUUUUGAGGAUUAUCGACAACCACCAACGACUCGACAAUCAUUCAAGAUGCCGAGCCACAAGUCUUUCCGCACCAAGGUCAAGCUGGCCAAGGCCCAGAAGUCCAACCGCCCCAUUCCCCAAUGGAUCCGUCUCCGUACCGGAAACACGAUCAGGUACAACGCCAAGAGGAGGCAUUGGAGAAAGACCCGUAUUGGAAUCUAGACGACUCGCUCUCUGGUUUCUGAUACACCCCACCACCGACGAACAUCCUGGUCACGAACACACGACGACUACGAAAAUGGGUUGCUAUUGAUUGAGAAAGGAUCUUUGCAGGCGGGAUGGUUCGGUCGGAUUGGUUGGGGGAGGGGAUAAGGUGGAUAGCAUGAGAUCAAUGGAUUGCUGAUGCACGAAUUUUCUGCCA
This is a messenger RNA of Pseudogymnoascus verrucosus, 469 nucleotides long. It is a transcript of the gene RPL39, whose product is annotated as Ribosomal 60S subunit protein L39. The record is from RefSeq and is a predicted model, not a curated record. Gene Ontology annotation, molecular function: structural constituent of ribosome. Gene Ontology annotation, biological process: translation. Bases 1 to 270 code for a protein of 89 amino acids. Lineage: Eukaryota; Fungi; Ascomycota; Leotiomycetes; Thelebolales; Thelebolaceae. The transcript has 3 exons. Gene Ontology annotation, cellular component: ribosome; cytosolic large ribosomal subunit.